CUCCCUUGAAUGCACCAUCUGAAAGGCGACUCGUAGAUAUGGCUUGUUAGCCAGGUGCCCAGGAGGACUGCCGAGCUGCCAGCUGCCUAUCGUUCCACCUCGACUAAGCAACUAACCCAAGUUUGACAAAGCGGACGGCUUGUUGACCGCUAGACGCAAAUUCUUUCAUUCUUUCCCAAAGCCUGCGUCAACUGUCACUUCAGUUUCCCCAGUCAUAUACAUUUAAUCAGAUGCAAAUAUGCGGCUGAAUUUCAGUCAACCCCCUACACCGGCGCUCAGCCGUCAAAACACCACCUUUCUCGCCAAUGCCAAUCAUUAUCGCUCAGGGACGCACCCGCAUCUGCUGACAAGUCGAAGCAAGCCUCGAAGAUGGCCCUUGGUUUUCCGAUUCAUCAAAGGCGCUAUCCAUGCGGCCAUACUGCUGCCCGUCUUCCUACACGCCGCGUUCACGGCUUUUGUUGUCUGGCUUGACCAAUACGUCUUUGAUACUGUUGGACUGCCAAGCAGUAUUAUCCCAUCCUUGUCUAUAGUCGUGGGUUUGAUGCUCGUUUUCCGAAACCAGACUUCUUACAACAGGUUCUGGGAUGGACGUAACGGAAUGAACACGAUCUACACGUGCAUCCGCAAUCUCGUUAGGACUAUCGUCACGAAUGGUUACAGCACCGCCGGUCCUCCCACUGCUGCAGAAAAGGAGGAUAUCGAGCGGACGAUACGAAUCCUCUUGGCGAUUCCCUUCGCAGUCAAGAAUCACCUCCGCGCUGAAUGGGGAGCAGCUUGGGCGUUGGGGAGUGAUGUAGCCGAGAACGGUGUCGCGGCAUUCAAUCCAGAUUAUGCAAGUCUACUUCCAACUGGACUGGUGGGCCACGAGGAUGAGGGGUUGGGACUACCAUACCAACUGACGUUCUUCGUGGAUGGGUUCAUCAAGAGAGGCGUGGAACGCGGCUGGUUCAACGCUCCUGGGGCAAGCCAAAUGCAGGCCCAAUUGAACACUUUGACGGAUGCCUAUGGAAGGAUGGAGACGAUCAAGCUGACCCCUAUGCCGGUUGCGCAUCUAAUCCACCAAAAGCAAGUCCUUGCCCUCUUUGGCUGCGUCUUACCCUUCGGCAUGGUCGACGACAUGGGAUGGUGGACCGUUCCUAUGGUCAGUCUAGUCAUUUUCACCCUGUACGGCAUCGAAGGCAUCGGUUCCCAACUGGAAGACCCCUUCGGAUACGACCGCAAUGACAUCAAAAUGGACGCCAUCGUUGGCGACGCCAAGACCGAAAUUGAAGUUGUACUCGCCGAAUGGCGAAGACUGAUGACAUCGCUCGAGUCGGGCCUGGGAACGGACCACGGCGAUCAGAACCUCGGCAACGGUUUGAUUUCCACCGGCGUCGAGGAAGUCAAGGAGAGCAAAUUCAUACAGCCCGACAUGUUCCUGAAGAAUCGGGCGAGGCGAUAAGUAGCUAUUUUUGCUUAUUUUGUCGCAGAAACUGGCCAUGGUGGAGACCCAUCAGCGUGAAGAGGUGGAGAUCUGGCAGAUCUCGCGUCGCUAACAGGAACUAUGGCAUUAGGACAUCUCGGUUACAAGAGAUCGACGCGCCAUGAGCCUGUCAAGCACUCUGGCGAUUAUCUAGGGAUCUUUUUCCUCAUGGUGAUCGUCAGGGGAUAUCUCCAUU
Molecule: messenger RNA, 1658 nt
Organism: Aspergillus ibericus CBS 121593
Lineage: Eukaryota; Fungi; Ascomycota; Eurotiomycetes; Eurotiales; Aspergillaceae
Product: bestrophin family protein
Exons: 4
Coding region: 239-1441 (400 amino acids)
Molecular function (GO): chloride channel activity
Source: RefSeq, a predicted model, not a curated record